AUCGCGCCCAAGCUCGGCAACGAAACCGCCAAAGCCGAGUUAGGCCGAGCUUCCUGGAAGCUCUUCCACACGAUCAUGGCGCGUUUCCCCGACAAACCGUCCGCCGACGAGAGCGCGGCUCUCCGCGACUACGUCUACUUGUUCCAGCGGUUGUAUCCCUGCGGCGAAUGCGCGGAGCAUUUCGGGAAGAUCCUGGGGGAGUUCCCUCCGCAGACGUCUUCGCGGAGCAGCGCGGCCGUGUGGGCGUGUCAUGUGCAUAACGAGGUGAAUAAGAGUUUGAAGAAGGAGAUUUUCGAUUGUGCGAACAUCGGGGAUUUCUAUGACUGUGGCUGUGCGGAUGAUGAGCAUGACGAUAAG
Molecule: messenger RNA, 357 nt
Organism: Dissoconium aciculare CBS 342.82
Lineage: Eukaryota; Fungi; Ascomycota; Dothideomycetes; Mycosphaerellales; Dissoconiaceae
Product: FAD-dependent thiol oxidase
Exons: 1
Cellular component (GO): mitochondrion
Molecular function (GO): flavin adenine dinucleotide binding; flavin-dependent sulfhydryl oxidase activity
Source: RefSeq, a predicted model, not a curated record